AUGGGAGAUAAUUUGACAGCGUUCCAGUAUUUAUCUGAGGAAAUUGACGUGCUGAAGCAUGCAAGUGUUGUUAACGCUAAUAAUGGUGCUGAUACAAAUGAUGGCAUUUUUUUUAUGAUGGCGAUGAUGCUGAUGGUGAUGAUUUUGAAAAUUCUCGAAUCACCAGACCGGACGUCAGUGAAUCAGUGGAGCUGCGCAACUGAUUGCAAGAAUCGGAAACAGAAGCAAAGGAAUUUGUUACAACGAUGA
Molecule: messenger RNA, 249 nt
Organism: Gongylonema pulchrum
Lineage: Eukaryota; Metazoa; Nematoda; Chromadorea; Rhabditida; Gongylonematidae
Source: the annotation of a GenBank genome assembly